AACCGAUGAAACGUGGCAUCUAUGGUCGUCGUGCAUGUAUAGAUAACGAUAGUCGCCGGAACUGAUGCCGAACACGAUCGCUCUGAACGAUAACGACCGGAUGGCUUCGACUAACGAACCGGUUCUUGCCCGACUGGACCGUCUCGAGCACUUGACAGCAAAUUUGGAGGAUGUAAAGGGAGUCCGGUCCGGGAAGAGUUCCAGCGUCUCGACUCCUCGAAGCGGGACGACGAGCAGCGGCGGGAUCUACUCCGAGUCGCCGUCGUCGCCGGCGAGCCUGGAGAGCCGAUGCAGGCCUUUGAACGAGGUGCUGGUGGAGACCCAAUUGAAGGGCACCAUCGUCGACAGACUCGACGACCUUGAGAACAGGGUCGUGAAGUUGGAGGAAUUGAUGUUGACGACACGAAAUGAGGAGGGCAACGGCGGAAAGACGGCCGGAGGCGGAAUGCGGCUUGUGGAAGAGCUGGAGGAAGCGCAUGGAGGGCAAGAAGAGAAACCACGAAAGAAGAAGCACCGCGGAACCCUGAAACGUUUGGUCAAGACCUGCGUAUCAAGGAAACCUAAAGGCCCAUGAAAGUCUACACCACGAUGGCCUUUCCCUUUAUCUCUCCUUGAUGAAGAUAGGGGAACCACUCUAUGUUGUCAUAUAAUUUUCUUUUUUAAAUGAUGUUACGGACAGAGUCGCCUUUAUUCUAACGUUGGUGUCUGAUAAGUUGGUGUUUGAUGAGUUUCGGUACUGGCAACAACCGUUGUAGAUUCUAUACUGUGUGUAUACAACUUUU
Molecule: messenger RNA, 782 nt
Organism: Nymphaea colorata (pocket water lily)
Lineage: Eukaryota; Viridiplantae; Streptophyta; Magnoliopsida; Nymphaeales; Nymphaeaceae
Exons: 3
Coding region: 65-574 (169 amino acids)
Source: RefSeq, a predicted model, not a curated record